AUAACUUCCUUAUCCUAAUUUCCAAAAAUUAUGGAAUCCCUUCCCUCUAGUUCUUCCCACCACCACCAUCAGCACCGUCGUCGUCGUAUAACGCCAACUCAACCCCUCGCUGACCGAAUAUUCCGAGCACUCAGCAACCACCUCCGUCUCCUCCACCGUCGCGAUGCAACUUUUUACGUAUUAGGUGCAACGUGUAAUGUCUACACCGUGACUCUCACCACCACCCCUUCAUGCAGUUGCCCUGAUCGUACCACCCCAUGCAAACACAUAUUAUUUGUGCUCAUUAGGGUAUUGGGCGUAUCGAUUGAUGACAUGUGUCUGUAUCGACGGAGUCUACGGCCAUAUCAUCUUCAACGUCUUCUUAAUUUACCAAUUUCAACAGAAGCAUUAGCUACUUCAAAAGUACGUGAAAUGUUUCAUCAAUUGUUUUCUCAACAACCACAGAGGAGUUCACCUGUAAUAAUAAAGGUCGAAAAUGGGACGACGUGUCCGGUGUGUUUGGAAGAGAUGAAUGAAGAGGAAAUAUUAGCAGCUUGUGUUACAUGUAGAAACCCUAUUCAUGAAGAAUGUUUGAUGGCAUGGAAGAGAAGUAAUAGUAGAAGAAAAUCAAUUAGUUGUGUGCUUUGUCGUGCAAGGUGGAGAGAUGUGAGGAAUGAAUUAGAGGGAGAUAAGUAUUUGAAUUUAUCAUCAUAUAUUACUAGUAACGCGGAAAAUGAAAUGAGUGAAAAUCAUCAGAAUCUUUGUAUGGAUUAGUAUGCAGGGGCUCAGAAGUUCGAAGAAUUAAUCAAGAACAAUUGUAAAUUAAUUUAUCUUUUCUAUUUGUUAUGUAGAAUUUUCAAAAAUAUCGUCA
This is a messenger RNA of Solanum dulcamara, 850 nucleotides long. RefSeq lists its product as uncharacterized. The coding region runs from base 31 to 753 and encodes 240 amino acids. The transcript is spliced from 3 exons. Gene Ontology annotation, molecular function: ubiquitin protein ligase activity; zinc ion binding. Lineage: Eukaryota; Viridiplantae; Streptophyta; Magnoliopsida; Solanales; Solanaceae. The record is from RefSeq and is a predicted model, not a curated record.